GCGGCGGCGCCCCGUUUAGGCGAGGCGGGCCGCGGGGCGAUGUCGGGUCGCGGGAAGCAGGGGGGAAAGGCCCGCGCGAAGGCCAAGUCGCGCUCUUCCCGCGCGGGCCUCCAGUUCCCCGUGGGCCGCGUCCACCGGCUGCUGCGCAAAGGUAACUACGCCGAACGCGUGGGUGCCGGCGCUCCCGUUUACUUAGCCGCCGUCAUGGAGUAUUUGACUGCCGAGAUCUUAGAGCUCGCGGGUAACGCCGCUCGGGACAACAAGAAAACGCGGAUCAUCCCCCGGCACCUGCAGCUGGCGGUGCGGAACGACGAGGAGCUCAACAAGCUGCUGGGCGGCGUCACCAUCGCGCAGGGCGGGGUCCUGCCCAACAUCCAGGCCGUGCUGCUGCCCAAGAAGACCGAGAGCCACAAGGCCAAGGUCAAGUGAGGCGGCGGGAGGAGGGGCGAAAGCCUGCGCGAGGUGUUUCUGAGUCUGGGAUUUUAUUUUUUAUUUUGCUUUUAAAUGCAAAGGCUCUUUUCAGAGCCACCCACCGCUUCAGGAAAAGAGCUGGAGGAGCAGGUGUGGGGACUGGGUAGCAUUGAUGAGAGCGGAAGGAUUAAUUACAGCUCUUAAUCUUCCCACGGUGGGAGCGUCAGGGCUCAACGGUAAAGCAGGGUUGCCCCAAAACGCCCGAGCCUCAAAAGUGGCAGCGGACACCUAGUAAUAAAACCACGGGGAACGGAGAGAGGCUCUGCCAACCAAAAAUGAGCAUUUUCGAGGCAGGUCCCUGGUACAGAAAUUCGCAAAACACUAAUUUCUGCUAAUAAAAACCG
This is a messenger RNA of Tyto alba (common barn owl), 815 nucleotides long. Its product is annotated as histone H2A-IV-like. Gene Ontology annotation, cellular component: nucleosome. The transcript has a single exon. The record is from RefSeq and is a predicted model, not a curated record. Gene Ontology annotation, molecular function: structural constituent of chromatin; protein heterodimerization activity; DNA binding. Bases 40 to 429 code for a protein of 129 amino acids. NCBI's taxonomy places the organism in Eukaryota, Metazoa, Chordata, Aves, Strigiformes, Tytonidae.